This is a messenger RNA of Eimeria mitis, 2487 nucleotides long. RefSeq lists its product as uncharacterized. Gene Ontology annotation, cellular component: nucleus; SWI/SNF complex. Gene Ontology annotation, biological process: regulation of transcription by RNA polymerase II. Gene Ontology annotation, molecular function: transcription coregulator activity. The record is from RefSeq and is a predicted model, not a curated record. NCBI's taxonomy places the organism in Eukaryota, Apicomplexa, Conoidasida, Eucoccidiorida, Eimeriidae.
AUGCAGCAGAUACUACACGCAGAUCUUGCUCUUGCUGCUGCUGCUGCUGCUGCUCCUGCUGCUGCUCCUGCUGCUGCUGCUAAUACUGCCGCUGCUGCUGCUAAUGAUGCCGAAGCUGCUCCUGCUGCUGCUUCUCCUGCUGCUGCUGCUCCUGCUGCUGCUGCUUCUCCUGCGGAGGGUGCUGUUGAUUCAGAUAGCACUGCUGCAGCAGCAACAGCAGCAGAAGCAGCAACAGCAGCAGCAGCAGCAGCAGCAACAACAACAGCUGCAGCGGCAGACACCACAGACAGCCCAACAGGUCAGCAGCAAACAGCGGAAGCAGAAGAAAUCCCGCAGCAACUGCAGCAGCAGCAGCAGCAGCAGCAGCAGCAGCAAGUGCAUGCAGACGAGCAAAGUCCAGCACCAGCAGCAGCAGCAACAACAGCAGCAGCAGCACCAGCAGCAGCACCAGCAGCAGCAGCAGCAGCAGCAGCAGCAGCAGCAGCGCCAGAAGAAGUGGAGCGUGUGCUGCUGGCGCGUUACAAAGAUCCUUCAAUAGAUGUAUAUGAGGCAGCAGCAGCAGCAGGAGUAUCAGCAGCAGCAGCAGCAGCAGCAGCAGCAAUAGAAGAACGUGUUGCAGCAGCAGGAGGAAACUGUUUGCUUCCUUAUAGGGGGGAUGCUGCUUCGAUGGUGAGCUUGGCGGAGAUAUAUGCUGCAUCAGCAACAUCUGCUGCAGCAGCAGCAGCAGCAGCAGCAGAAGAAGAAGCAGAAGCAAGGGAGUUGUUUUCGGUGUCUGAGUAUGAGCAGCAGGAGCAUCUGCAGCAACUGCAGCAGCUGCAGCAGCAGCAGCAGCAGCAGCAACACACAGCAGCAGCAGCAGGAGCUCUCAGCCGCUACUGGGCGGAGAAAGCAGCAGCAACAGGAGACGGUAGGGGCCUCUAUACUCUGGCUAGGCUCAAAGAAGAAGGGUUGGGGGGCCCCAUACAAAAAGAAGAUGCCGUCAAGGUGCUGCUGCUGCUGCUGCUGCUGCUGCUGCUGCUGCUGUUGGUGGUGGUGGUGGUGCUGCUGCUGCUGUUGGUGCUGCUGCUGCUGGUGCUGUUGUUUUUGAUGGUUGUGGUCGUGGUGUUGCUGCUGGUGGCGGUGGUGUUAGUGAUGAUGAUGAUGAUCAAGGGAAUGAUGAUGUUGUUAGUGUAUUGGCAGCUGCUGACGGAUUCAUCUCUGCCUGGGGGUAGCCGUGUUUUGGGGUUUUUUGGUUUUAUUCGGAUUUCUCUGUUUUCUUUUUUUGUUUCUGUAGCGAGGCUGCUGGCGUUUGGUGAGCUGCUGCAGCUCGUGCUGCAGGAUACAGAAGAGCAAGGGAAUGAUGAUGUUGUUAGUGAGCUGCUGCAGCUCGUGCUGCAGGAUACAGAAGGGAAUGAUGAUGUUGUUACAGGAGGAGCAGAGACGCUUCUGGGGGCAGCUGCUGCUGGGGGUUUUGCUGCUGACGGUGUGGGCGAGCAGGAGGAGCAGAGACGCUUCUGGGGGCAGCUGCUGCUGGGGGUUUUGCUGCUGACGGUGUGGGCGAUCCUCGCUAUCAGGCUGGCGCUGCGGGUGCCAGAGAUGCGUGCUGCUGCUGCUGCUGCUGCUGCUGCUGCUGCUGCUGAUUCUCAGCAGGGGGCUGCUGCUGCACCCGGUGCAGCGCAGCAACAGCAACAGCAGCAACAACAGCAGCAGCAGCAGCAGCAGCAGCAAGGAACAAACGCUCCUGCAUCGUCACCAGAUGCUGCAGCAGCAAGCGCCUCACCGCCUGAGCCAAAGACAGCAGCAGCAACAGCAGCAGAAACAGCAGCAGCAGCAGAAACCAGUAUGUCUGCUGCUUCUGCCGCAGGUGAACCCCAAGCUGCUGCAGCAGCAGCAGCAGAAGAUGCAGCAGCAGAUGCAGCAUCGUCAACCGCCUCAGCAGUACCUCCUGCUGCUCAAGCAGCUGCAGCAGCAACUGCAGCAGCAACUGCAGCAGCAGAAACAAAAGGCGAUGCAGCAGCAGCAGCAAAACCUUCAGUGGCUGCAGCGGAUCCAACAACAUCAGAAGAGGCAGCAGCAGCAGCUGCUGCUGCUGCUCCUGCUACUGCAGCAGAGCCUGCAGCAGCAGCAGCAUCGGCUGCAGCAGACACGGCAAUAGCAGCAGCAGCUGAAGCAGCAGAGCCUGCUGCAGCAGCAGGUGAUGCAGCAGGGCCUGCAGCAGCAGCAGCAGCAGCAGAAGCAGCAGCAGCAGCUGAUGCGGUAGAGCCUGCAGCAUCAGCAGAAGCAGGUGUAGCACCAGAGUCUGCAGCAGCAGCAACUGCAGCAGCAGAGCGUGCAGCAGCAGUUCCUGCUGCUGCAGCAGCAGCUGCUGCAGCUGCUGCAGCAGCAACAAUAGAUGAGGGGAACAAUGUGGCUGCUCCCGCCUGUAGCCGCCAGAGACACGACUCAAACUGCAGCAGCAGCAGCAGCAGCAGCUGCAGCAGCAGCAGCAGCAGCAGCAGCGACACAUGA